Molecule: messenger RNA, 917 nt
Organism: Neurospora tetraspora
Lineage: Eukaryota; Fungi; Ascomycota; Sordariomycetes; Sordariales; Sordariaceae
Exons: 1
Coding region: 137-820 (227 amino acids)
Source: RefSeq, a predicted model, not a curated record
UCUGAUAUCAGUCAUUCAGUUCCCCCAAGUUGUUCAAGCCGUUCAAGAUUUCCCUGCCUCUUUCUUCUUCUCACAACAUUCUCGACCACUGCUCCUUUCAACCAACACGUUCACCACAGGAGCAGAGAUCGUGAUCAUGACUUCCACCCCACGACCUUCUCAACCUGACGAAAAAGACCUUGGUCCUGACGAUAGCAUCUCAAUGGUCUCACCCUCCACGGUCAGCGGCAGUGGCAGCCAGUCACGCACGAUAAAUCUCAGGACGCCAACGUCUUCACACGCAUCCACGUCGAACCGCAGUAACAAACUCCCAUACAUCAUUCGCAAUUGCGCACCAAGCCCUGGCUCGACCUACAUCAUAGUUUUCUGCGACAAUGCGGCAUAUACCAUCGUGGAGGGAGACCUGUGCCGAGCGAUUCCUCCUGAACUACUUCCCAACCCGCCCGUUUUUGACGCGGUCCAAGCGAAGGCGUAUGCGGGUACUUUCAACUGGCAUUGGCACUGCGAGGAAUCAGACGGGUGGCUUGGUUUUCGAAAUGCGGCGACUGGGUCGUGGGUUGGGUCUAUCGGCAUGCUUUCCACGGCUUUGGACGCGGUCGAGAUAGGAGCGACUGCCACUAGUCUUGGGGUAACCGAGCAGUUUUGUGUGAGAAAGGCCGAGGAUCGCGAAGGAUAUUUGCUUCUCAAGAGACUUGACUGCAAGAAAACUGUACAUCUUCUGCCGGUCUGGGGCCGCGUCGCGGGGAAACGUGAAUGUUUUGAUGCAAAGACUUGGGAAUUUGUCAAGGUGGACGUUGAUGCUGUCUGGGGGCAAAAGUAAAUUGGUACUGUUAGGACCGAUUGCAAAGAGCUUGGGAAGAGCCAUGAUGGUUUGACAUCCAAAGACAGAGUUGACAGUUGGUCGGGAUGAAUCGAAA